Molecule: messenger RNA, 1151 nt
Organism: Drosophila eugracilis
Lineage: Eukaryota; Metazoa; Arthropoda; Insecta; Diptera; Drosophilidae
Product: F-box/WD repeat-containing protein lin-23
Exons: 3
Coding region: 186-1115 (309 amino acids)
Molecular function (GO): protein binding
Source: RefSeq, a predicted model, not a curated record
CAAAUAUUAAUUAAAACUGAUUAGAUAUCCUUAUUUGAAAUGGUUAGUAAUAGUAAAGUCCAAAGACUAAAUAAGCGAUCAUUACAUCUCACGCCUAGUGUUCAUUGUUUUAUUUAUAGUUUUGCAGAGAACACUUCCAUGCUAUAUAUGUACGUAUAUAAUGAUCAUGUCGAAAGUCGACGUAUAUGAUGGGAAAUGCUCAGUCCUCUCCGAAACGCCAAAUGACCAACAACGCCCGCAUCGAAAACACAUCCUCGGAGGGACAUGAAGGGGAUGCCACCUGUGUGGCGUAUUUCAAUAAGCAAGUGUUCUCCGGAGGCGCCGACGGUAAAAUUCGAAUCUGGUCACCGGAACUGCAACUCUUGGCUACUGUGAACGCUCACAAGGCUUACAUAUACUGCAUAGCCAUAAAUCAGCACGGAAAGGUAUACUCGAGCAGCUGCGAUGGUCAGGUUCACUUUAUGCUACCUCCUUAUGGAGACGAGUCCGUAGAGGAGCUAUUCCGCUGUGACGACGCUAUCCAGGCGAUGUACUGCGACGGAUCCGUGCUUUAUACGGGAGAUGACAAAGGCGUGGUGACCACCUGGAGCAACGAUCGCAUGCUUUUCAAGUACAAUUUGGUAGAGGAAGUUAAAUCGCUGGCGGGCGAGCAAAAGCUCAUUUACACGGUUCGGGAUCUUGACGUGGUAGUAUCCCAGGUGGCGGAGGGGAAGUCCGGAAAAUACAGCAACAAGGCGGUAAUCGCAGGCAAGUCGCCGCUCCGUCUUCUAGGCCCAUUAGUAGAUGGAAAACGCAGCUACCUCGCAUUUCCCGAUCGUUCUGGAAUGGGUCUACAACUGGUUAGCAAUCUCCCCCAACAGCAGUAUACCCAACUUUGGCACGUUCCAGACUGUCACGAGUGGAUCGUAAAUGCAAUAUGCGGGGAUGAGACUUAUAUGUACUCUGGUGGCUAUGACAAAAAGGUUAAGGCAUGGACCGAUUUGGGAUUAGUGCAGCCAAGAGCCCUGGGUGAGGUGGAUGUGGGAAGCUGGGUAAACAGUAUAUGCUGUGGUGACAACAAGGUGGUUUAUAUAGCAAGCAGCGGUGGAUACAUACGUAGUGCAAAGUUUGUAUAGUUAUCUCACAAAAUAGAAAAACAAAAUUUAUUAACA